GUCGAUUCUGUUCGAUUUGCCUCAGUUUAGUUUCAUCAUUCGACCUCGCCGGUUCUGUUGCGUCUGUCUUUUCCCCCGUUCUUUUUUUUUGGUUUUUAAUUAAGCCCUUACCUGGUGCGGUGUGUAUUCAAAGGUGUACAGAUCCACCGCUAGUUUGCGGGGAUUUUUCGUGAAUUUCUUGCGGCCCGUAAUUAACGUGGGUUUACCUGGCCGCCCGCGGCAAAAAGCAUUAAUAGCGUGACGCCCGUCAUCACAGCUGUCCACCGUCAAAAAGCUAAUCACCGCAUUGAAAUCACACACGUUGCGUGACAAAAACUGAGCUCCCUCCAAGUGCUGGCUCCUGGGCAUCCUGCUGCUACUCACAGUUGCCACCACCAGUUGGCCCACGGGCACAUCCGCGGCACCGCGACGCGCUCGAGGACUGCACCUGAUCCUGCCGCAUCGCAACCACAACCACAACCACCGCCACCAUCAUCACCAGCACACCAGGUCGAUCGAGGCCACCAUCGUGACCCUGAAAACCAAUCAGACCGAGGGCAGGGACACUUGCACGGCCCUUAGGAUGACGCCCAACACCACACACCUGCAGGUGGCGCACGAGGUGGCCAAGAAUACGCGGGAGGCGGUCCUCUGCCUGACCAAAGAAUGGCUGAUGAACCAGGGCCACAACCUGACCCAAGACAUCAAGUCCUACUCGAAGCACACCCUGGCUUUGAGGCAUCCACUGGACGCGGAGGUGAAGAACGUGAAGUUCCAGGACGAGCUGGGUGACUUCGUGUACGAUGGCAAGGUGGGCACGCUGGAGGAGGAGAUGCCGGCGAUUAUCGAGUCGCUGUUGGUGCUGGAGCAUCUGUACGAGACCAUCGAGUUCAAUCACAAGUCCUGGAACUGCUUCUUCAACAACUUUGUGCAAUUCUUCCAUCACAACAUGCACGAGGCUCUCAAGGUCGCCGGCCUCAAUGAUGCCUGCAAUCCCAGGCACUCCGCGUACAAUAAGGCAUACAUUUGGCCAGAGUUUGGCGCCGCCGUGGAGACCAUCAAGGUGCUGACCAUCAUCGAGCACAAGUACGAGCAGCUGAUCCAGCAGUAUCCUUAAUCCGCUGGCCAGAGCACCAGGGAGCUCCCGGGGAGCAGAAGAAGCCGCAAAUACCAAAAAUAAUCGCCUCCGAUGACCCACUGCAAUCUCAAGCUAACAACAGGCUAUGCCCACGUGUAUCCAGAUUCGUAUUCGCACUCGUAUUCGUCAAGUAGACACCAUCAUCUGCCUUAGACCCUAUUAUUUAUUAUGCCCCAUUAUAACUUAUUAAAUCCCCAUUACCCCCUCCAUACAUACGUAUUUAUAUCGCCUUCGCAUCCUAUUUAUAUACAUAUAUCCAUCACCACACUCACCGAACACAUUCACCGCCUCGCAGGCUCGAUAACUUAUGAAAACUAUUACUUAAGCGUAUUUUUUUUAUACAUAUAAUAUAUACAUACAUUUUUACAUUAUGACUAUUAAUAAAUUAUAUUGAU
Messenger RNA from Drosophila teissieri, 1512 nucleotides. RefSeq lists its product as uncharacterized. The record is from RefSeq and is a predicted model, not a curated record. Bases 563 to 1096 code for a protein of 177 amino acids. The transcript has 4 exons. NCBI's taxonomy places the organism in Eukaryota, Metazoa, Arthropoda, Insecta, Diptera, Drosophilidae.